Drosophila sulfurigaster albostrigata is the source of this 829-nucleotide messenger RNA. RefSeq lists its product as uncharacterized. The record is from RefSeq and is a predicted model, not a curated record. Bases 20 to 829 code for a protein of 269 amino acids. NCBI's taxonomy places the organism in Eukaryota, Metazoa, Arthropoda, Insecta, Diptera, Drosophilidae. The transcript is spliced from 4 exons.
GCAAUCAAAUGGCCCAACUAUGAGUGACACAGGGGAUGAUGUCAUCGAGGUAAAUGGGGACUUACGCGCUUAUGCUCCCUUUGUCAGUACCUUGUUGACGAACCCUAACCAUACGAUGAGUGAAGAGGAGAGGAAAAAACUGAACAAGCUCAUCGAACUCUUGGAGAGCCUAAACAUGUCGUCGGCGAAUUGUGCGCGCUGUGAGGAGUCGGUAAGCCUGCUGACAAAUAUUCAGACGAGGAUUAACAAAGCCAUAUCCAAAUAUGAACCUUUAUUGCAUCCCAAGAGCUCCCAAAAAUUCAAGACAUCACAGCAGAAGCCUGCCGGACCAUGCAUACCUGGCCCGCAGAAGAACCCUACGCCGUCAUUGGAGCCGAUUUCGUCGGCCCACUUCCUAGUUCCAAGCAAGAACAUGGAACCGAUCGAUCUCACCCUUUCUUCUCCGCCACGCGACUGCGCUGGCAAUGCACUCCGGAUGACUCCCGAUCGUACGGAGCCGCACUAUUCCCCGUGGCCCGAGGAUGCACUCCGGAUGACGCCUGAUCGUGCGGAGCCGCACUACUGCCCGCGGCCCGAAGAUGAACCCCUGUACCAGGCUAGUCUACGAGCUAUGUACAACCCCGCCAGCGAGGGGGAAUCGGAGGAGGAAGGGCCCUACGAGGAGGACGAUGCAUCCGAACAGAAGGAGAGCAGCGAGGCGGCUCCCACCAGGCGCUUGGUCACCCAGGCCCGGACAACGCCGCGACCCGCGACUAGGGCGUGGGGUGUAUGGUCGACCCCCGUCGCCGACCGAGACGGAGGCGCAACGCUACCAGCCCCCUCCCACUGA